CUUAUCUUGUCGGGUUGAGAAAUUUGGAUUUCGAUUUGUGAUGGAUUGUUGAGUUGGAAAUUCAAAUUCUGGAAAAGAUGAAAGCUGUAGGAAAAGUAGGCAGCUUUUUAAGUAGAAGUGUGUAUACUGUGUCUGGACCAUUUCAUCCAUUUGGUGGUGCGGUAGAUAUAAUCGUGGUGGAACAGCAAGAUGGGAGCUUUAAAUCAUCACCUUGGUAUGUUCGUUUUGGCAAAUUUCAAGGGGUCCUAAAGGCAAAAGAGAAGGUGGUUGGCAUUAACGUUAAUGGGGUUGAAGCAGAUUUUCACAUGUAUUUGGAUCAUAAAGGGGAAGCAUACUUUCUCAAAGAGGUUGAUGUUGGAGAAGAAGAUACUUUGCCUUCCCCUUCAUCUUCGGGUGAGGAUACUGAUGGACAAUCUAAUGAUAGAAGGGCUCUAGAAGCAAAAAGUUGUAAUUUUGAUGCUUAUCAGUCAGAGUCAGUUACUGAGAUUGAUUUAGGUAAUCGGAAUGUCAUAUCAAGGACCAAUUCUCGACGAUCUCGUAUUUUGGGAUUUGUUUUUGGGAGGAAGUCGAUUAAAAAGGGCAAUUUGCCAAAGGAUGAAGAUGUUGCUGGUGUUGUUAGGUCGGAGUCAUUGGAACGAGCUGAGAUUGCAGCAGAUCUCUUGGAGGUUAAGUGGUCUACCAAUCUUGCCUCCCCUAGGCGGAGGAAAGAUAGUGCUUCACGGCCAUCUUCUCAAGUUAAAUCAGAGGCUAGUGAUUGUAAGCUAUUGAUGACUCAGGAUAGAGAUAACAAUGUGGAAUCUCUUGCCAAUGGCAAUAAUCUGACUGAUAGCAUCUUGCUGAAUGAAUUUAGUUCUGCCAAUGGUGAAGAAGGCUGUAGACUUAAACGUAUGCCCACAAAAUCAGAGAGGCCAGUUGUGGAAACUGGUUUAGAGAUGUCAUGUAUAACAGCAGAAGAUGUGAUUGGAACAUCUUCUGUUGAAGUUGAUGAGCCCAAUUUGAGAUUGGCAACCAAGACUGAUAACAUAUUGGCAAAUGAUACAGGUGCAAGUGCAAGCUUGAUUGAUGUCAUCUCUGACAUUGCUAGUAAUGAAUCCAAAAUUCAAGACUCAGUUAACCUUGAAGACUGUCCCGGCAAUAACAAGACGCAGGGUAGUUUCAGUAACGCAGGUUUUGCAACAGAUGGGAAUAGAGAUGACCCAUCUUUUCUUUACUGUGAAACUUCAGUGAGCUCAACUUUGGAGUUGGAUGAUUCAAACAAACAGGGUCAUGGUGCUCUGCAUCUUUCCAGCGGAGGAUCUGAACAUAUCUUUGCUGAAACAGUGCAGACAACUGGUUUGGUCUGUGAGGGGAACUCUAAACCUUCAAGUGAUGCAAAUGCAAAUGAAACUUCAAGUUCUCAAGAGCUUUUGGAAAACCAAAGUGAUUGUUUUUUCUCCAUUGAUGAGAAGACAACUUCAUCACGCUCCAUGGAGAAUGGUGUACUCACUGGAACCUACUCACAAAUGAUCACUCUCCAACCUGUAUAUGCUUCUGCUGAGGACAUUGAGUCACCACGCAUUUUUACCAUCUCUACUUCUCAAGCUGUUGUUGAAAAAACUCUUUGUGGAGAAGAUCAAAUCAGCAAGUGUGAGCCCCCUGUCAAGCGUGUAGUUGAUCCUAUCCAACUAAACAUUUUAACAUCAGAAAUUUCAGAAGAAGAGCAAUUGCUUUUUGGUGACUUUGAUGAUUUCACCCCUAGUUCAGUCAGACAUCUAGAGGAGCCUAUUUCUCCAGAUUAUAAUGAGAAAGAAGGUGAUCCACCAUGUUUGCAGGUACAAACUGAAGAAGUAAAUGACUCUUUCAUUCCUGGUACCAUGCUCGGCUCAUCAGAAAACAAGUCUUUUCAGGUGAAACUGUCAGAUGAUAACUUAAGUAGGAAGUUGAGAACUGUAUCCAGCCAUAUUGAUAUUCCUGCAACUAGUAUCCAGUCUAAAGAAGUUUCCAGGAUUGCAAGAUCUUUACCCAACAUGCUGGCACAUAACAAUAAUAUUCUGAGUAAUGCAAACAAAGACGAAGUGAAUGAUAUCCAAUCAUCUAAAAGUGAGCAGAUGGCCAAAGAUACUAAGAGCAUAGAGGAGCUGAAAAAUGAAAUGACCAAUCCAGCUAUUGAUACUACAAAGAGAAAGAUUGGCAUUGAAGAUGGAGAGGAUUUGCCUAAAAGGAAGGUAACCAAGAAGAAGACCAGGUUAAUCACUCCAACAUCUGAACAAUUAGCAUCUUUGAAUUUGAAGGGAGGGAGGAACUCAAUAGUGUUCACAUUCUCAACUCCAAUGCUUGGGAAACAACAGGUUGAUGCCCGGAUUUAUUUGUGGAAAUGGGACACUCGUGUUGUGAUAUCUGAUGUCGAUGGGACAAUCACUAGAUCUGAUCUUCUGGGACAGUUUAUGCCCUUGGUUGGAGUAGAUUGGUCACAAACUGGUGUUGCACAUCUCUUUUCAGCAAUCAAGGAGAAUGGAUAUCAAUUACUUUUUCUUAGUGCACGUGCAAUAUCUCAGGCUUACAAUACCAGGCAGUUUUUAUUGAAUCUCAAGCAGGAUGGAAAAGUCUUGCCUGAGGGACCUGUUGUUAUUUCCCCAGAUGGUCUUUUUCCUUCUCUCUACCGAGAAGUUGUAAGAAGAGCACCGCAUGAAUUUAAAAUUGCUUGCUUGGAGGAAAUCAAAGCAUUGUUUCCUCCCGAUAGAAUCCCUUUCUAUGCUGGUUUUGGAAACAGAGAUACAGAUGAGAUUAGCUACCUUAAAGUUGGUAUCCCCAAAGGAAAAAUCUUCAUAAUUAAUCCUAAGGGUGAGAUUGUCGUAAAUCGGCGUGUCGACACAAAGUCAUAUACUUCUCUACAUGCUCUUGUGCAUGACAUGUUUCCACCCAUGUCUUCAUCUGAACAGGAGGACUAUAACUCAUGGAACUAUUGGAAACUUCCACCUCCAGCUUUUGAUAUUUGAAGGUUAAAGGGAGUAAACCACGAAUUGUCUUUUGAACCAUGAAAAGGAGCAGUUUUUUGGGGUUUUCAGUAAUCUGUUACCAGUGUAUAUAGAUAAAGGAGUGUUUAAGAACCUUAAAGUGCAGCGUAAUGGGUUGCAGUCUUCUCUGAUAAUUUGCUGCUUAAUUUGAAUGGCCUCUUAGCCAAGAAAACUGGUUUACUGGAUGAUUUUGCUCUCCACUCUAUUUUUUCUGUGAUGGAGGGUAACAUGCAUGAUUCCUCAUGAGAAUAGACAUGGAGACAAUUUCCUCCCUGUUUGUAUUUACUCGUCCAUGAUGGGCUGAUAUCUUGCGAAGCUGUAUGGAGCUCACGAAUUCUUCCCAGAGAACCAGAUAAGAUAUAUCAGUUUCUGCUGAUAUUCCACUUACCUCUGUAGGACUGCCAAUUUGUUGUCAACAAAUAGAGUAUAUGCACAGUUUUGAGAAGAUAAAGAGUACAUAUACGUAAUCCUGCUUCAGAACAUGUCAAAAAAUUUUUGUUGUUAUAUAGUUCGUUCAUGUAAUAACUUCAAAACUACGACAUUUUUUUUUCUGAAGUAUUUGCUGUUUAUACGAGGUAGCUUGUAAAUUUUCUGGGCCUGCGUCCCCUGAUAAACAUCCUCCUAGCCAUUUGUGUC
This is a messenger RNA of Coffea eugenioides, 3629 nucleotides long. Its product is annotated as phosphatidate phosphatase PAH1-like. The record is from RefSeq and is a predicted model, not a curated record. Bases 78 to 2975 code for a protein of 965 amino acids. Lineage: Eukaryota; Viridiplantae; Streptophyta; Magnoliopsida; Gentianales; Rubiaceae. The transcript is spliced from 11 exons. Gene Ontology annotation, molecular function: phosphatidate phosphatase activity.